AAAUUUACAACAAAAUUGGCGAAUGCGUCCGCAGCACCGAGCGUGAUCUUCGUUUAAUUUACUUUUACGGAACGAUAAAAGUGAUUCGCACCAGAUUGAUAUCGGUAUUUAUUUUUGUGUGGUGGUUGGUCGUAGUAGCGAUGGUGCGGUACUCCUCUUCUUUCUCCAAAUCUAUCUGAUUUUAAAGGUCGUUUUUCGGUUGGAUGUUUACUGAUUCGUCUGGCGGUGGGAAGAGUUUUAAUUAUUACUUUUUUUUUGGCGCGUUUUUGUGAUUAUUGUGAUUUGUGAUUCAGUGAACAUUUUAAGGAAUCAUGAUGCUGCCGAUCGGUUAAGACUUUUACUGGAUAUUUUUUAGGUUUUUGAUUUGAAUUUCCGUAAUACGAUGGGCUUAUACAAACAGUAUUUUAGAAUAACUCAGCAAGCAUUGGGCCUAAAAAAAUCCGAUAAUGGCAAAAAUGGGAUCGCAUUGCAGAUGCUUAUUUCCCAACACGUUAGUCACGGUCACCUGUCUGUUGUAAUUAUUGGUCUAUUUACGUUAGCGAUGGGAAUUAUUUUGUCAUCGAUACCAUGGCUCGAUUAUAUUAUACUUAAGAAUUUACGACUAAAAGAGGGCAGCCUUAGCUUUCAAUACUGGCAGAAGCCCGGGGUAAUACGACUGACGAAAGUUUACAUUUUUAACGUGACCAAUCCGGAUGGAUUUCUUACCAAAGGAGAAAAGCCAAAAUUGAUAGAAAUCGGGCCUUUUGUUUAUAGGGAGGACAUGGAAAAAGUAAACAUCAAAUUCCACGACAACGGCACCGUUUCAUAUCAACACAAAAAAAUUUUGAAAUUUGUACCUGAAUUAAGUGUAAGCCAGCAACAUAAGAUAACUGUACCAAAUAUUCCUUUAUUGACUUUAUCGUCCCAAUCGAACAAUCUCGGUUGGUUCGUUCAACGUGCUAUUUCGGUGAUGCUAAGCAUGAGCUCGGUGAAACCGUUCGUCAGCGUAACCGCAGACGAGCUGGUGUUCGGAUACGACGACAGUCUGGUCGCAUUGGCCCAUAGAUUCUAUCCGAAACGGAAAAAACCGCAAACCAAAAUGGGACUUUUAAUUACUAGAAAUGGAACUUUACCAGAAGUUCACAAUGUUUAUACAGGGAUGACUGGAAUGCAAGAGUUUGGUUUGAUUGCAAAUUUGAAUGGUAAGGAAACUCUACCGUAUUGGAAUGAGCCACCUUGUAAUACUUUAGAGGCAAGUGAGGGAUCUUUCUUCCCUCCUAGAUACUAUACAAAAAAGGAUGUUAUUACCUUAUACGACAAGGAUUUAUGUAGGACAUUUCCAAUGCAAUAUAGAUUAAGUGACCAAAAACAUGGUAUUUCUUAUGACCUAUUUACCUCAGCCGAUGAUAUAUUUGAAUCUGUAGAUAAAAAACCUGAUAACAAGUGCUACUGUCCGGGAAACGAGUAUUGCCCGCCAAAAGGAUUACAAAAUAUUAGUCCUUGCCAAUAUGAUGCUCCAGUCUAUUUGUCGUUUCCACAUUUUCUGGAUGCAGAUCCUACUUUUAUUAAUACUGUUGAUGGUUUGGAACCCAAGAGGGAGUUGCACGAGACUUAUAUGAAAAUUCAACCAAAAUUAGGGGUUCCUUUAGAGGCUAAAAUUAGAGUACAAUUAAACUUGAGAGUCUUACAAGCCCCUCACAUUACGGCUGUUAGGGAUUUUAGGAGUAUGAUGUUUCCUGUUAUGUGGCUAGAAGAGGGUAUAGAUGAUCUAACUCCUCCUAUACGUAGAUGGAUGUACCUGGCAACCACAUUUGCCGAGAUAGCCUGCCCGUUGUUCACUUAUGGCUGUAUUUUGUUUGGUAGCUGCUUGGUUAUUGGGGUCUUUGUAAACGCUUAUAAGUCACUAGUCUUCACUAAAGAAACAAUAGAAAUCGGUAUGAAAAAUUUGAGGAGGAGAAGCAGCUUAUUGAUAUCUAGCUCUAACAGGUUUAUUUCCAGAAGAGAAACGUAUACUCUUCUAGAUUUUCAAGAUAUUGAUGCAGAUGGGGAGGUUUAACAAAGUAAAAGUGUACAAAUUUAAAUAGUUGCUCAAAUUGACCCGCUGAGGUUGAUUAUUUGUUGCUAGUCUAAGUAAAAUCGUUUAGAAUUUCUAAGCGGUUUUUUUUAGUAUUGAAGGGUUUGCUCAAACUCAAUUUAUAAUAGAAAAAAAUUAAAUUAAUGAUGGACUGUAUAAAUAAAUAUUAGGUAGCCAGUUAUACAAAUUUCAUUAAAAUAAUAAUUAUUCUAGUCUUUAGUAAAGGGAUGUAAGUUAUAGUAUUUUUAAGUAUGUACAUAAAGUAUAUUAUUCAAAAUUUUAUUCAAAAAUUAAAUUACCGAAUUUUAAAUAUUGUUAGCAGUACUAUUGGAGAAUUUAAGACAACCACUCAUUGGCAAAAGUUACCAUUUUAAUGUAUAUUUUAAUAUCGUUUUAAGGUUUUUAUGUAAUAAAGAAAUAAUAAAUACUGUAUUAUACUUCGGGAUCAAA
This is a messenger RNA of Anthonomus grandis grandis, 2503 nucleotides long. RefSeq names its product scavenger receptor class B member 1-like. Lineage: Eukaryota; Metazoa; Arthropoda; Insecta; Coleoptera; Curculionidae. The transcript is spliced from 13 exons. Gene Ontology annotation, cellular component: cytoplasm; membrane. Gene Ontology annotation, molecular function: scavenger receptor activity. The coding region runs from base 383 to 2035 and encodes 550 amino acids. The record is from RefSeq and is a predicted model, not a curated record.